AUGAUAUCGACCCCGCCACCCCGCUCCUUGCGCGACAAGUGUCUCGAGCUGCAGCAAAAGGUCGAAGCGUUCAUUGCUGAGGAGGCUGAGACACAGACAUUGCGCGAUGUACAGGAUCAGGUCCGCAAGUCGAUAGAGGUCGUCGAUGAAGCGUUGCAGAAAUAUCGACCGGAACAAAUAUCGUUAUCAUAUAAUGGCGGAAAGGACUGCCUCGUUCUUCUGAUCAUCCUCCUCGCUCGCAUGGGCCGACACUACUAUUCUACAUCCGACACCACCAACGGCACUUCCGAACUCACACCCCCCGAAAAGCUCCAAUGCGUAUACAUCGUCGCGGCGCAUCCCUUUCCCGAAGUCGACACAUUCGUCGAGACGUCCAGCGAAGAAUACGGCCUUGAGGUUGCGCGCUACGUGCUACCGAUGAAGAAGGGGCUGGAGAUAUAUCUUGAGGAACGACCGAGUAUCAAGGCUGUCUUUGUGGGAACGAGAAGAACGGAUCCCCAUGGUGAGAACCUGACGUUCUUUGAUCCGACGGACGCUGGCUGGCCGUCGUUUAUGAGAAUACAUCCUGUUAUUGACUGGCAUUAUGUUCAAAUCUGGGCUUUUAUCCGACACCUCGGCAUUGAGUACUGUCCUCUAUACGACCAAGGCUACACGAGUCUAGGCGGUAUAAAGGAUACACAUCCGAACCCCCAUCUGAAGAAGCAGGGUCAAAAUGGGCAAGGUUUCCGGCCCGCAUAUGAACUAACUCAAGAUGACGAAGAGCGACUGGGCCGUGAUUCAUGA
This is a messenger RNA of Fusarium tjaetaba, 783 nucleotides long. RefSeq names its product FAD synthetase. Gene Ontology annotation, molecular function: FMN adenylyltransferase activity. Gene Ontology annotation, biological process: FAD biosynthetic process. Bases 1 to 783 code for a protein of 260 amino acids. NCBI's taxonomy places the organism in Eukaryota, Fungi, Ascomycota, Sordariomycetes, Hypocreales, Nectriaceae. The transcript is spliced from 5 exons. The record is from RefSeq and is a predicted model, not a curated record.